Molecule: messenger RNA, 2250 nt
Organism: Carya illinoinensis
Lineage: Eukaryota; Viridiplantae; Streptophyta; Magnoliopsida; Fagales; Juglandaceae
Exons: 7
Coding region: 232-2061 (609 amino acids)
Molecular function (GO): protein binding
Source: RefSeq, a predicted model, not a curated record
UAGACCCCAACAGGAUUAAUUCAAUUAUUUGGGUCACGAGCAUGCCUUUCACUACUGAAGAAGCGAUAUAGAAGGAAUUCCAAGGCAUAUUUGAGUCGUGUGCUGGUCAUCAUUUCUGCAAGACUGAUCGUCAGUGAUCUUUCGGAGACUGCAAGAUCAGACUAAGAAGCCAAAAGUUAACUUUGGAGAAAAUCCCUCCGAUCCAGUCCAGCGUCAGAAAGUAAAGAAAAAAUGGCAAAACGUCAGGAUGAUAAAGAGUUAUGCAGUAUGCUUUUAAAAUUGUACAAUGCUGUGCGAGACGGUAAUUUGGAUGAGACAAAAGGGAUUAUUGGCUCUCUACCCCCCGAAGAAUUGAAUUCGAAAAUCCCAGAUAAAGGCCAAACGGCUCUUCAUACUGCUGUUACAUAUGGACAUGAGCAUAUAGUGGAGGAGCUGGUGAAGCUGAUGUCGAAUCAGAGCUUGGCCUUGCAUGAUAGUGACGGUUACACAGCUCUAAGCAUAGCAGCCGUGCUUGGAAAUUGGCGAAUGGUGGUAUGCAUGCUUCGAAUAGACUUUGAGUUGAUCAGCAUUAGACAUUCCAAAGGGAAUCUUCCGAUUGUUAUGGCUAUUGAUUUCGGGCAAAUAGAAAUGGCACGCAAGUUGUAUUAUCUUACUCCAAAAAAAGAUUUAAUUCCACAUGAUGAUAAUCAGGAAAUUCAAGACUGCAACGGUGCUACUCUUUUUACCCGUGCCAUAUAUACUGGAACUUUGGAUAUUGCUUUGGAAUUAAUCCGAACUUGCUCACGUUUGGCACUGGCUCUUGACAAGAAUGACGAGUCUCCCAUCUUAGCAUUGGCCUCUAUGCAUCAUUCCGUCCCAAGUGGAAUUCAGCUCGGGUUUUGGAAGCAACGCAUCUACUCCUGUAUGCGCAUUCCAUCCGUACCUCUGACCAGUACUGAGACUCGUUUGAACAUUUUAAAUGAAGAACAAUGCCAAAGCAAUCAAAAAGAUCAAAAUACCAUAUCAGUACUUUCAAGAAGUUGUGCCGUAGGAGUACUCAACUUCUUUGGAAUCAUGCAGUUGUACGAAAUGAAGAAGAUCCACGACCAGUACAAUGAACUUCUUUCUCACAUGUGUAAAGUGGUAUCAGAAUCAAAAACUGUUCAGCAACUUAAAGAUGGUUUGGUUUAUGAUGCCAUUUGCCGGGCUACUGAGAAAGGGAUUUUCGAGUUUGUUUCUAAGAUGCUUGAAGAGGACCUACAAUUUAUAUGGGUCCAUGAUAAAGAUGAAAGAAACAUAUUUAUGCUUGCAGUCUUGCAUCGUCACGAAAAAAUCUUUAGCAUUCUAUACUCCAGAGAUAUGAUGAUGAAGAACUACUCCUUGACAUGUUUAUUAGAUGUCAAUGGAAAUAACAUAUUACAUAUGGCAGGGAUGAUGGAACAUUCCACUAGGGUUAAUCAAAUCCCGGGGGCAGCUUUACAAAUGCAAAGAGAGUUACAAUGGUUCAAGGAGGUAGAGAGAAUUGUCCAUCCCAAGGAUAAGGAAACUACCAACAAGAAGGGUUUCACUCCCCGACAAUUGUUUACACAAAACCAUGAGAAAAUGAUGAAAGAGGGAGAGAAAUGGAUGAAGGACACAGCAACAUCAUGUACGGUGGUGGGUAUUCUCAUUGUUACCAUUAUGUUUCAAGUGGCCUUUACCCUUCCAGGUGAUAACAACCGAGAUCCGGGCCUAUUUAGGGUCUUUAUGAUAUCUGAUGCCUUGUCCUUCUUUUUAUCCUCAACUUCUGUCUUGAUCUUUUUGGGAAUCCUUACCUCACGUUAUACAGAAGAUGAUUUUCUCAAGAACUUGCCAAGGCAAAUGAUAAUAGGCCUUUUCACCCUCUUUUGUUCUAUUGCGACCAUGAUGAUAACUUUUUCCAGUGCCCUUUUAAUCAUCCUGGAUGAGCAAUUAAGGAUUUCAAUUCCUCUUAUUUGUUUGGGUGGUGUUCCAAUCUUCUUCUUCUUAUGGAUUCAGUUCCCUAUUCUUAAAGAUAUGAUCAUUUCAACCUAUGGGCCAAGCAUCUUCGAGACAGGAAAAUGAAACUGAAAUUGUAAAUUAGCUGCAAUGGGAUAUCAUCAUGUAUAUUAAUUUGUUGCAUGAAUUAUUGGCAUAUCAGCCAAAACCGAAUAUUUGUUCCCUUUUGUCAGGCCAAUAACCAAUGGAUGGAUUUUCAACGUAGGCUUAUCUUGCAUGUUUUAUGGUUAAUUGUUUUCGACCUAUUAUCAUUAA